Clonostachys byssicola is the source of this 369-nucleotide messenger RNA. The record is from the annotation of a GenBank genome assembly. Lineage: Eukaryota; Fungi; Ascomycota; Sordariomycetes; Hypocreales; Bionectriaceae.
AUGUGCAAGCAUAUCCUCAACGCCCAGGUUGCGAUUCGCUCGCCCUGCUGCAAGAAGUGGUUCGACUGCGCCCAGUGCCACCACGAACAGGAAACCCAUGAGCUCCAGCAGGCCCUCGAGAUGGUGUUUGCUUGCAAGAAGUGCAAGAAGUGCUUCCGAAAAGACGCCCAGGAGUUCGAGGAGAGCGACGAAUACUGCCCACACUGCGACAACCACUUCGUGAUUGACGCCAAGACACCCAAGGCUGCCCUUACCGUGGAGAGCGAGGACGUGAGGAUGGACAACAAGAUGCUCAGGGACGAGCGGGUAAAACAAAAGGACUACAGGACCAUCUUCGACCCCACGGAAGAGGCCGACCAACUGGGGUAG